AGAGAUCUCCCGUUCUGCGCCUGGAGACACCUUGGGCUGCCAGCGGCUGCCCGGGCUGUGACCGGUGCAGAGAAGUUUACGCCGGGGUGGCUUCACUUUCUCCCCGAAAAGGCUAGGGCGGGGUGUGUGUGUGGGGGGGGGGGAGGCGCACAGACUCACUCCACCAGCUUUCCCUGCACGUAGCUUCAUCAGCGGCUGAGACAGCUGCCCGGUACCCUUUGCAGAACAAUCGGGCGCCAAAGACCGAGUUUCCAGAUGUGCCCCACCGUUCCAGAUGUGCCACAGCUGUAGGCAGCCCCACCUACCCAAGCCUUCGUGACCGGUUGCCACCUGGCCCCAGCGGGCUAGACUCUUCACGGCGCUGCUGAUCGAGGGGGACUCCCCACGGCUUACCUUGGAGCGGCGGAGAGAGGGGAAGAUGGAUGAGGUCCUGUACGCGGAGGGGAACAUAGACUCUCUGUUGCCCCCCAACGCGUCUGCCAAUGAAUCUGAUGCCAACCAGUUCGCGCAGCCCGCUUGGCAGAUCACCCUCUGGGCCGUCGCCUACUCGCUCAUCGUGAUCGUGGCGGUGGUGGGGAACAUCGUGGUGAUGUGGAUCAUCCUAGCCCACAAGAGGAUGAGGACGGUGACCAAUUAUUUCCUGGUGAACCUGGCUUUUGCAGAAGCCUCCAUGGCUGCCUUGAACACCGUCGUCAAUUUCACCUAUGCCAUCCACAACGAGUGGUACUACGGGCUGGUCUAUUGCAAGUUCCACAACUUCUUCCCCAUCGCCGCGGUGUUUGCCAGCAUCUACUCCAUGACGGCCAUCGCCGUGGACAGGUACAUGGCUAUUAUCCACCCAUUGCAACCCAGAUUGUCAGCCACAGCCACCAGGGUCGUCAUCGGCAUUAUUUGGUUCCUGGCUUUAUUGCUGGCAUUCCCGCAGGGUUAUUACUCUAUGACAGCAGAGCUUCCCAACAGGGUGGUGUGUCUGCUGGAAUGGCCGGAGCAUGACACCAGGGCAUAUGAAAAAACGUAUCAAUUCUGCGUGACUGUGCUGAUCUACUUCUUGCCGCUCCUGGUGAUAGGAUGCGCCUACACGGUGGUUGGCAUCACUCUGUGGGCUAGUGAAAUACCCGGCGAUUCUUCUGACCGCUACCACGAGCAAGUGUCUGCCAAGCGAAAGGUGGUGAAGAUGAUGAUCAUUGUGGUGUGCACGUUUGCAGUCUGCUGGCUGCCCUACCACGUCUACUUCCUCCUGCAUUUUUUUAACCCCGACUGGUACCAGGAGAAGUUUAUCCAGCAGGUCUACUUAACAGUAAUGUGGCUGGCCAUGAGCUCCACCAUGUAUAACCCAAUCAUCUACUGCUGCCUCAAUGACAGAUUCCGCAUUGGCUUUAAGCACGCUUUCCGGUGGUGCCCUUUCAUCAGUGCUAGGGAAUACGAAGGGCUGGAAAUGAAGUCUGCCAGGUACCUCCAGACCCAGAGCAGCAUGUACAAGGUCAGCCGGAUGGAGACAACUGUAUCCUCCGUCACUGGCAACACUGAGGAAGACAUUGAAGAGAGCAACAAAAUUAAGCGCCUGUCCGUGGAUAUGACAUCCAACGGCUCCUCCCGCAGUGACUCGAAAACCAUCUCUGAGAGCUUCAGCUUCUAUUCCAACACGCUGUCCUAAGCUGCCAUCCAACCGAGCAAGGGUCAGAAAAUAUUGCAUAUACCGAUGCCCCAGGUCUCCAUUAACCAUAUAUCCAGGUGUGCCUGUAUUCACCUUUUCCUGAUUAAGAUGCUAUGCCUUGGUUGUGACAGUAGCCACCUCUCAACAGUGUGCCUGUCUGACCCAGUGUAAUUACACUGGUUAACACCAACAAUAUCUUCUUUCUCUAUGGGAUCUUGCUUGCAGUCGUUUGCGAGGCUGAAUGCUUAACAGAUGCUGUUCACUGAAAGCAGAUCUUAAUUUAGGAUACAGCAUUGGUAGAUAUCAGAACCUGGCCUGAAGUGAUGCUGUUCAUUCUCAAGCUAUGCUCUGUCAUUGAUCGGUGUCUGAAUGCAAUAGAGAUUUCCACUGGGGGGGGGGCGAGAGGGGAGGGGGCUUUUUCCAUCCGCUUUCCCCACUAUUUUUGUUGUCCUACCUCAUCCCUUACUUGCCAUUCACUUGUUGCUGAUUAACAAAAUGGAGAAAUGGUAUCAAAAGAGGAAGAUGGUUGGUUCAUAAGUCACCAGCUCUAAUACAAAAUGAGUGUCCACCUCCACUAGCUUAGUUGGCUACGCUACAGCAAGGCUGCCUCUAUUGCACAUGGUGUGUUAAACACAGAGAAUUUCCGUUCCUUUUAGGUGAAGGAAAGAUUGAGCUCUUGAGGUUUAUUGCUACCAUGCCUCUCUUUUUAUUCUCCACUGCUCAACUCUCUGUCAAAGUAUAUUUCUCCUCCUUCUGAGGAUCCUAUUUGUAGUGUAGUCCAGCAUUGUUUACUGGAUUCAAGUUAAAAUUGACCAUGUGACACGUUCAGCUUCUUUUGUUCUUACCCCUGAAAAGGUUCUAGCACAACCUUUGAUUUCAUCUGUUCUCCUAGACUCAACUCUUUGCAUGAUCCUAACCUCAUGAUGCAAAGACUUCAUCUCAGAUCUGCAGUCAUAGAUCUUGAUGAACCAAGCCAGAAGCUUGGGUGUUUGCUCUAGCUGGCUGGCUCUGGGGGUUUCAGAUACACCUCAAUCCAUUGUCCUCGCUCUAAUUCCUACACACAGCUAAUUCGACACUCUAGAGCUUGGAAAUGCCCUUUGUUUAAAGUUCUACAUGGGGUUUGUGGCUUCUAUCAUUGUCAUCUGGAUAGUCCAAGAGAUGCACAAUACCAAAUUCACUGAUACAUUCUUCCUUUUUUAACCCUCCCCAACACCCACCAAAUUAUUCUUCAUAUAUAAAGGGAAAUACCGCAAGAAACAAAAUGUCUUUUUUAGCCCUAAUUGUCAGGAAAUAUAGUUUGCAAACAGGCCUUCAGCAGUGCACACUUCCCAGCCUCUCAAAACAUGUUUGGGUACUGGUCCUGUACAUGGCCUGGGUUUUCCCUGGAUGUUUCCCAGUUAACUGCUGACCAGACCUGACUAUGCUUCAUUUGGGACACCAGAGCAGCAAGAUCUUCAGAGAGUGCCAAGAGACAUCUGUCUCCAACACAUGCAAUUGUGAUUGGACAGUAGAGAUGGCAAAAAGCAUCUUUUGAAUGAACGAAACCUCAGAAGUGUGCAUGUGGGGCUAGACUAUGGAUAACGAGAGAGAUAGCAGUAGAUAGUGCAUGUAGACAGAUGAAGGCUUAAUGCCAGUGGAAAGUAAUUUUGUAAAUAAGCAUGGAAUAAGGGCUAACAGGAAAGAAUAUCAUGUGUCAUCUAAUACAAAUGUACUAUGUAACUGAAAGGUACAAGGAAUGUCUAACAUAUUUACAAACAAAACCUGCUAAAAAGGAAGUGGUAUACGUCUAUUGUGGAAGAUGCUUUCCAGUGUAUGCCUUGCAUUUCAACACCAUUACAGAAGAACCUCAGAGUUACAAACUGACCAAUCAACCACAUCUCAUUUGGAACAAAGUACACCAUCAGGCAGCAGCAUAGACCAGAAAACCCCCCAAACAAAAUACAGUAUAGUACUGUCUUAAAUGUAAACUACUAUAAUAAAGGGAAAUCAGCAUUUUCCUUCUGCAUAGUGUAGUUUCAAAGCUCUAUUGAGUCAAUGUUCCGUUGUAAACUUCUGAAAGAACCACCAGAACGUUUUAUUCAGAGUUACGAAAAUUUCAGAAUUACAAACAACCUCCAUUCCCGAGGUGUUCACAACUCCGAGGUUCUACUGUAGUUGCAGCUUGAAAAACUCUGAUUUGUUAAGAGACUGAAAUACCUUGCAGAUUCAUGGGUGGGUCUAACUGUGGGGUAGGGAAAGGACUGCCUAUCCUUUGGUUAAAUCCCCUGAAAUGUAUGGAAUUAAGUCAGAGAUUACAUUUGGGAGGUACUUUAUUAUGCAGCCUGUGAACUGACCGCAGGAAGAUAUAGCUGUUAAAUAAAUCCCCAUCCCAAACUGGUUUUCAUAGAUGGCAGAAAUACCUUUAUUUAAUUUAAGUAAGGAUACCAGUAGUAAGUUCACAGAUUUCUCUCAUGGUUGUUGCUAGGUAGAACUAGAAAGAGCCACCCUAUCCUUUUUUAGUCUACAUUCUGCCAAGAAGGACAUAUCAGCCUGCCAUUCUUUACUGUGAUGACCUUAUAAGGUUAUAGGGUGCCACACUUUGUGUAUACACUUGCUACAGUACCACCUCCUAUAUAUUAUUAACGUCUCCUUUCAUCCAAGUCCUGGUUGAGACUCUCUCUCAUGCUUCCAGUCUUGUGGGACAAGAGCUCACACUCAUUUUCCCACUGUCGUCGCCUUAUUCUUCAGAUCAUUUUCUAGUAGUUUGCAUGAUGUGGGGAAAAGGAGGGGUCACAGAUGAAGGAGAGGAUUUUUUUUUUUUGCAUGCAGACUUCAGACCCACUGCUUGAAGUCUGACCCUAUAUCUACACCACUUGAUAUCAUGCUGUCGUACAACAUUUAAGUACCCAAUGCACAGCAUAAGCCCAGUGAACGGAAAUGCCUUAGUGGGAUAGUAGUAAUGUAGUUUAUGAUGCAAGCAAUGAGUUUUUGCUCUGACAAAGUUCUGUGGAAUUGAUCUUAUCAGAGGUUUUUAAAUGGAUGUUGGAUAAUAUCCUGUUUUUGCAAAAUUUAUCAGAGCUGCACUGCCAAUACAUAAAGAAGGUGCUGUAAAAGCAGGAGUUCAUUUUUAUGACAGUUCAGAGCAAAAUGCUGGUUGACUUAUUCAGACAAGCAGCCCCAAAAGAAAUGUCAAAUCAAAGUAAAACCACAUAAUUCAAAGUAAAGCUCUACGUGAGUACAUACAUGAGUAAGGCAAGCAAGAUUUGGCUUAUACUCCCAACAUUAUAUACACAAAAUUUGUGCUGGGCUGGUACCUACAGGUUGACCUUAAAAAACAAACACACACACCUAACCAGCCUACAUUCCUGCAUGCUUUAUGCUAUAGUGGUUCCAUACUUACAAGGCUCACAAGGAGAACAAGAAUUAUGGUUUUCUUUUAUCAGUGGCCUACUUACAGUAAGUUUACAACCAACACUAGAUGUUAAACAUGGGAGAGCCCUAAGGACAUGCAUAGGGAUAAUAAAGUCACCAUAGUUCAUAACACAAGAUACUUCUUGUUCAUACUUCAGCUUUACAAGCAACUCUGUUCAUACCCAAGUGUUUUUACUUGGAGUAAUAACUCAGUGAGAAAGUAGUAAGUAAUGUUACAGUUUUUCUGGUGAAAUCAAAAGUGAUGGAAUACACAAUCAUCAAUAUCUGUAUGCUGUAACUGUUUACAGAGAGUUUUGAAUAGUUUACAAGGUUAGAUCGGGGGUCAUUCUUAUUAAUAUGUGUGUGAACUGUAUCAUAGCUGCAGGCCCUAAAAUAGAUAAGUACAAUAGGGCAGAUUCCUGGAGUUCAGGGGCUGUUCUUCAUGGCUAGUCCUCACACACGGAGACCAAACAAGAUGACAUACAAAUCACAAUGCCAAAGUGCAGCAAGGUCACAACCUCAUGAUAUAAAGACAUCAUCUCAGAUAGUCAAAAUCAAUGUCUACAGAACCAAGCCGAACAUGGUGCAUUUGCUUUAGCUGGCUAUCUUUGGUAGCUUUGGAUAGGCCAAUGGACUGACCCCUAACUCAAAUUCCCACACAAAGCUGAUUAGAUCUUCUAGCCCCGACUGUGGGCUAUACCAACUCACUAACACAUUCUUCCUUAUAUAUCCCCAGACACCCGCCACGUUACUGUCAGUGAUCAACAUACAUACAGCAAGAAGAAAAUUAGCAGCUCCGUCUUAUUUGCCACUAUCUAGAAUAAAUUUGCAGAGAGGGGAAAGGGGGUAGCUCAAGUGAUAGGUGUAACCCAAACUGCCAUUACUUGUGGCCCAUGCAAGAGAAAUGCACUUAGCUCUAUGCACUGGAAAGGAUGAUCUGUGGCUAACAUGGUCUUCAGACUACCAUUACCAACCACACAAUGAUCCAAAACUAGCUGCUUGGCUCAUUUUGAGACAUUAGCGUUUCUACUAUGCCAACCCAACAGUUCCCAUUCCUGUAUGGAAGAGGAGUGUCUACAGUCUUCUACAUUUAUGCAACAUAGGUGAAGCCCACUAGCUCUUGGCAAUCUGCCCUGAGCUGGGAAAGCACAGUUGCCUCUCAGCUAGAAUAAUCUUGCAGGAUUUUAUAACCACAAUGGGCUUCAUGGACCUAUUCUACAAGAUUCAAUCUUCUUCCUGUCCUUAGAGAGAAACAUCCAGACUCAAAUCUUUUAAUGUCAUGUUCAUAAUUUCUCCACCCCAUAUACUAUAUAAAGAAUGUCACAGCCCAAGACUCAACGAUUUGUCACCUUGUCAGUCCAUUCACAAAAUCCACAGGCCAGUAUUUUAAACGAUCUGAAAUGGUUUGCAUGCAGAUGGCUGAAUCACUGUAAAACCUCUAGGCUGAGCUUCAUGAUGCCCUGGAGAAGGGGGUAAUAAAUCUGAGCAACAGCUGGAGAAAGGUAAAAGAUCAUAGUUGGCUUUCCCUGAGAGACUGGGUUUUUUUUGCCUUCCUCUGUAGUGUGGGGCAUGGGUCACUUGCUGGUUGAACUAGAGUAAAUGGUGCAUUCUCUGUAAUUUGAAGUCUUUAAAUCAAGAUUUGAGGACUUUGCUAACUCAGCCAGAGGUUAGGGGUCUAUUACAGAAGUGGGUGGGUGAGGUUCUGUGGCCUGCAAUGGGUAAGAGGUCAGACUAGAUAAUGAUUUCAUUCAGUCCGAGUCUAAACUUUUAGCCCUGGACAACAUGAUUCUAAUUCUGUGCAAUAUGAUACAUUCA
Messenger RNA from Dermochelys coriacea (leatherback sea turtle), 6859 nucleotides. It is a transcript of the gene TACR1, whose product is annotated as tachykinin receptor 1. Gene Ontology annotation, biological process: positive regulation of flagellated sperm motility; G protein-coupled receptor signaling pathway. The transcript has 5 exons. Gene Ontology annotation, molecular function: substance P receptor activity. The record is from RefSeq and is a predicted model, not a curated record. Gene Ontology annotation, cellular component: sperm midpiece; plasma membrane. NCBI's taxonomy places the organism in Eukaryota, Metazoa, Chordata, Testudines, Dermochelyidae. Bases 419 to 1654 code for a protein of 411 amino acids.